CAAAGAUCGCCUGAAUAUUAGCGUCAAAGUAGUACUUCCUGUUCAAUUUUAACCCGAAUUUUCCGUGUGACUUUCAUUUUGACACAGGUUUUGAAACUUUUAACUUUUACCAAUGAAGGGGAUGAUGAUAGAGGAUUCACCAAUUAGUGACAUUCCUGCCCGUGUAAAUAAAAUCAUUGUACAAGGCCUUAACAAGACAAAGGAUGAAUUUAUUCAGAAGAAAUUGGCACAUAUAUUUAAAGCAGAGAAUGUGGCAGAGAUGCUGGUUUUGUGUCAGACUGCCAAAUAUGACCUGAGAAGACUAGACAUUUUUAGAUCAGUUCAAGUCAACAUAGAUACAGCCAAAAAUGUGGAGGGAGAUGACAGAUACAAUGUGGUGUUUGAGGUGAAGGAGAAGCGGUGGUUUGGUGGUGGUGUACACGCCACAUUUAGUGGUGACAACAAUGCCACUAUGGUGGGCAGUCUACAGAUGCCCAACACAUUUGGCCGAGCUGAGAACGUAAGACUGGAGUACAACAAAAGUUUGAAGGGGGACCAUGGAGGGGUUUUCCGAUUCAGCAAACCACUGAAUGGCAACCCUGAUGUCAGGUUUUCCUCAUCUGUGUAUAAAAUGAACCUGGAGUAUCCGUGGAGUGGAUUCAAAGAAACCUGUAGAGGACUCAAUAUGGACUUCACAUUUCCCACCAGUCUCGGGGACCACUGUCUGCGGUGGGAGGGGGUGUGGAGGGACCUGAGAGCGCUCAACAGGACGACCUCCUUCACCGUCCGAGAGCAGGCUGGCCAUUCCCUCAAGUCAAGUGUAAAGCACCAGUUUACACGAGAUGAAAGAGACAGCCAAAUCUUACCUAGUCAAGGAUCUCUGUUUAAAAUGGAACAGGAAUUUGCAGGUCUGGGAGGAAACGUUGAAUUCUUCAAACAUGAUAUGGAACUUCAGCUCAACAAAAAACUUAUACUAGACACAGUUGUACAGUUGUCAUUGUUGGGAGGGAUCAUGAAGAACCCCAACCCUAACGCAGAAAUACGCAUCAACGACCGCUUCUUUCUAGGCGGGCCUUUAAACCUCCGAGGAUUCAACGCAAAGGGUGUGGGCCCUCACAGCGAAGGAAAUGCCCUCGGUGGUGACACCUACUGGGCUGCAGGACUCCACCUGUACACACCCCUACCAUUCAGACCCGGAAAAGGGGGAUUUGGAGACUUCUUCCGCACACAUUUCUUUGUUAAUGCGGGAAAUGUCUAUAACAUACAAACAGGGUACUUGAAAACGAAAUAA
Molecule: messenger RNA, 1270 nt
Organism: Saccostrea cuccullata (small rock oyster)
Lineage: Eukaryota; Metazoa; Mollusca; Bivalvia; Ostreida; Ostreidae
Product: sorting and assembly machinery component 50 homolog
Exons: 13
Coding region: 113-1270 (385 amino acids)
Biological process (GO): protein insertion into mitochondrial outer membrane; mitochondrial respiratory chain complex assembly
Cellular component (GO): outer membrane
Source: RefSeq, a predicted model, not a curated record